UCGUUACUUCUCCGCGCCCGGCCCGACCUUCCGAAUUACUUCCUGAAUUCCUCCGGGCUCCCUCGCGCCUCCUUGAACAUGGCAGCCGCUGCAGCUUCCUCCCGGCGGAUGAUGAGGCUUCCUCGGGGGGCUUCCCUGAUCCUGGGGCGGCCCUUCCCUUCUUCUCCUGCUUUUUCUUCUGCUUGGAAAGAGGGAGACGACCACCUGGGGCGGAUGGACCAGCAGGACACCUGGGACCGCUUCUACGCGGCUAAACUGGAAGGAUCGGGACCCCCCGGCCAUUUCGACUGGUUCUUCGGCUACCGAGAGGUCUCGGAUCUCCUCUACACCGUCCUUCGAGGCCUCCCUUCCGGACGGGCCGACGUCUUGGACGUGGGCUGCGGCACGUCCUCCUUAGGGUUGAGCCUUUAUCGAGAGUCGCCCCGCCAGCUUCACGUCUGCUGCUUGGAUUUCUCCCCUCUGGCCCUGGAGGCCGUGGGCUGGCUGCUACGGCAGAGCCCCCCGCCGCGCCACCCUCUUUCCGAGCUGCGGUGCCGCUUGGCCGACGCCACCGACCUGGCGAGCAGCUUCGAGUGGGCGUCGUUCCACCUCGUCCUGGACAAAGGGACCUGUGACGCCGUCCUGCGUUGCCCGCAAGGCCCGGACCGAGCCCGGAGGUUCAUGGCGGGGUGCGUGAGGGUCCUCAAGCCCGGAGGAAGCCUGAUUCAGUUCUCGGAUGAGGACCCGGAUGCCAGGGUGCCGUUUCUGGAACAGGCUGGAGCGGUGAACGUCACCGUGAAAGAAAUCGGGCCCAAGGGUGGGAUCAGCUACUAUGCCUAUACGAUCGGCCAGAAAACCUGAUAUUUGGGCAUCUUUGGCUGGAGUUUGCGGGACCGUCAAGUAGGAAAAGCAGUCAAACCGGUUCUUUUUGGCGUAAAAACCCACUCCGGCCUGUCAGAAAGAGAGAAACCAAGGCCAAGCCAAGUGAGGGAAAUCACCUGUGACCCUGUAGCUUUCUGGGAGAUUCAGAUCUAAAGUCCCACCAGGUGGGAACCCAGGACAGCGUCUUCUCCGUUUUCUGCUCCCAGACUCUGGAACUCCCUGCCACUGGAAACUAGGCUGGCCCCGCCUUUGCUGUCCUUCUGCAAGCAGGCCAAAGCUUUUCUCUUCAGGCAAGCUUUCUCUCAACGUCUGGCAGCCUGAGAGGGGUGUUUUAAAUGUGCCUGGCUACUUUGAAUCUUGUUUUCGGUGUCAGUUUUUAUUUACCCUUGUUAGUGCAUUUGUUUGGUUCUUUUUAAAUAUUUGCAUACUGACUUGUUUUUAGCUUUUAAAUACUGUAUUUUCAUGAGGUAAGCCGCCUCGGGGUGCUUUUUUCAGGAGAAA
This is a messenger RNA of Pogona vitticeps (central bearded dragon), 1362 nucleotides long. RefSeq names its product citrate synthase lysine methyltransferase (gene CSKMT). The record is from RefSeq and is a predicted model, not a curated record. Lineage: Eukaryota; Metazoa; Chordata; Lepidosauria; Squamata; Agamidae.